This is a messenger RNA of Panthera uncia (snow leopard), 6825 nucleotides long. RefSeq names its product solute carrier family 43 member 1 (gene SLC43A1). Lineage: Eukaryota; Metazoa; Chordata; Mammalia; Carnivora; Felidae. The transcript has 14 exons. Gene Ontology annotation, biological process: neutral amino acid transport; transmembrane transport. The record is from RefSeq and is a predicted model, not a curated record. Bases 5106 to 6563 code for a protein of 485 amino acids. Gene Ontology annotation, molecular function: neutral L-amino acid transmembrane transporter activity; L-amino acid transmembrane transporter activity.
CUUCUCUGGUUUCAGAAAAAGAGGAAAGAACUAUGGCUUUAACCUAAAGCCAUCCUGGCUGCGGACAUAUUGCCAACUGGACUGGCCGACAUUCUCUGGGGUUGACUGGCCCCCCACAGAGGGCUCCUAUAAUCUUAACCUUGCUUAUGCUGUCCGCGGGAUUUGUUAUGAUGUUCAUCCCCACAGGAGCCAUAUGUUGUGACUUGGGUCGACCUAGAAGACCCACCUUCCUGGCUGAGAGAGUGCCAGAAACAGGGCCAAAAGCUGUCAUCUGGCAUCUCCCUUUCCCACUCCCCUUCCUCUUCUUCUCCAAACUCCAAACCCUUGCUUCCCGUCACUCAGCCUUCAAAGAGGCUUUACCCAGUGCUUCAGGAGAUAACCCGAAGGGACGGACUUGUUAUCCGAUCCUCAGAGACCACCUCCUUCUCCCCAGACUCCAGUAGCUCCCUAGGAACCCAAAGCCGCAGGAGACCCUUUGACUAGUCCCCCACAUACCAGAUCAGGAGCCCUCUAUAGAGGAGAACACCAGUCCUCUGAUGCCCCAGUUCCCAUCCUUCUUCUUAGGCAAAUGGCUCCGGCUCCCGGUCCAGAUGGGCAGCCAACACGCCCAACGCUUUUCUACACUCCUUUCUCCACCACGGACCUCUACAACUGGAAAACUCAGAACCCGCCUUUCUCUGAAAACCCCCAGGGCCUAAUUGACUUACUGAGCUCUAUUUUCACCACCCACUUACCUACUUGGGAAGAUUGUCACCAACUCUUGCAGGUUUUACUGACUUCAAGGAAAGGGCCCGAGUGCCCCGGGAAGCCACGAGAGCAGUCCUCGGCCCAGACAGAAUGCCUACCACAGACCUUCACAGAAUUGAGCACGUUUUCCAUUCCGCGCCGCCCCAUUGGGACCCUAACGCGGAUAAUGGUAGGGAGCGUCUACUCCAGUAUCGCCAGAUUCUGUUACAGGGGCUUCGCGCAGCGGCACGAAAGCCCACCGAUCUGACAAAAAUUCAUGACACGGUCCAGGGACCGAAAGAGUCGCCUGCAGCCUUCCUAGAAAGGCUUUACCAGGCUUACCGCUUAUAUUCUCCUAUUGACCCCGAGGCAAUAGAGAACCAAAAAACCAUUAAUAUGGCUUUUGUUUCUCAGUCGGCCCCAGACCUCCAUAAAAAGCUCCAAAAAUUAGAAGGAUUCGAAGGAAAGCUAAUUUCAGAGUUGGUAGAAAUAGCCCAGAGAGUUUUUCAGAGCAGGGACAGCUCUGCCCUUAUGCAAGGGAAGGAAAUAGGGAAAGUCCUCGUAGCAGCCUGGGGAAAACCCCCAGGCAACAGCAAAGGACAGGGAAGGCCUCAACCCUGAGGCCAGAAAAGACCCUGAGCAACAUUGGGAAAAAAUCAAUGUGCUUAUUGUAAGAAAGAAGGACAUUGGAAAGAUAAAUGCCCCAACAAAAAGCCUCCCAUCCUGGUCGCCCAGGAACAAUGACACCACCACAGCUCCCCUCUUUCCCUGAAUCCCCAGGAGCUUGUGGUUACCCUCAACAUAGAAGGGAAAGAAACCAGAUUCCUGGUUGACACUGGGUCUUAAAGAACCCUUAGGACCUGUGAUUAAAGAAAAGGUAUACAUUCCGGGAGCCACAGGACAAACGCAAGGCUACCCGCGGACUCGUGCCCGAAUCACUGACCUAGCUGAAGGGACUAUUACUCAUUCCUUUGUGCUCAUACCUGAUUGCCCAUAUUCCCUUCUGGGGAGAGAUCUGUUGCACAAGCUUAAGGCCCAAAUUUCCUUUACCGGAAAUUCUAUAGACUUGAACCUACCGCCACCUGCCAUUCUAGUUGCCUGCCCUAUAUCAGAGGAAUAUCGACUCUUAGAAAAACCAGAGCAGAAAGCGUCUCCAUUAAUAGAAAAGUGGAAAGAGGCAAUUCCUACACUUUGGGCUGAAACUAAGCCCCCUGGACUAGCCAUUCGACAAGCGCCGCUAGUGAUCCAGCUAGCUGCCACAGCCACCCCCAUCCGGGUGAGGCAAUAUCCCAUCAGCCAGCAAGCGAGGGAGGGAAUUGCCAAACACAUCAACCGCUUGCGAGAAGCUGGGAUCCUAAUGCCAUGCCAUUCCCCCUGGAAUACUCCCUUGCUUCCUGUCCCCAAACCUGGGACUUCAGAAUAUAGGCCGGUACAAGACCUCAGAGAAGUUAACAAAAGGGUGGAGACAAUUCAUCCUACAGUCCCCAACCCCUACACUCUCCUGAGUGAACUCUCACCAAAUUACUGCCUUUACUCCGUCCUGGACUGAAAGGAUGCAUUCUUUGCUUUGCCGAUUGCAAAGGUCAGUCAGCCUAUUUUUGCCUUUGAAUGGACAGACCCAGGUGGAACUUACAAUGGACAGUUAACCUGGACUCGACUGCCCCAAGGGUUUAAGAACUCCCCCCACUCUUUUUGAUGAGGCUCUCCGAAGGGAUUUGGUCCCCUACCGGGAGAGCCACCCAGAUGUUGCGCUGUUGCAAUAUGUAGAUGACUUGCUCCUAGCCGCUGACUCCUUAGAGAACUGCACAAAGGCUACAGAGGACCUGCUAAGGGAAUUAGAUGUCCUGGGAUAUAAAGUUUCCGCAAAGAAGGCGCAAAUUUGCUUGGACUCUGUCAUAUAUUUGGGCUACCAACUGCAUGCAGGCAAGCGAUCGCUGGGGCCAGAAAGAAUCCAAGCUAUCCUCAAACAUUCCUAAACCCACAACUAAAAGGCAGAUCAGGGAGUUCCUAGGAGCUGCUGGGUAUUGCCGCCUCUGGAUACCAGGUUUCGCUGAAAUGGCAAAACCCCUGUACUCCGCCACUGGGGGUGAAGGAACUGAGAUGGUCUGGGGAGAACAAGAAGACAGGGCUUUUGAGCAGAUCAAGAGCGCCCUCACCCAAGCCCCAGCCCUAGCUUUACCUGGUAUUACCAAACCCUUCCAACUAUUUGUGCAUGAGAUCCGGGGAAUUGCUAAAGGGGUCCUUACUCAAACUUUGGGCCCCUGGAAACGACCUGUAGCCUACUUGUCCAAGCGGCUGGACUCUGUUGCCACCGGGUGGCCCAGUUGCCUCAGAGCUGUUGCCGCCACUGGUUAAAGAAGCUUCCAAACUAACGGUUGGGCAAGACCUUCAGAUCAUAGGACCUCACGCAGUAGCAUGCCUGCUGCACUCCCCACCAGACCGAUGGGUCAACGCACGAAUCAUCCAGGAUCAGGUAUUGCUACUAGACCCUCCACGCAUCACUUUGCUGAAGGCAGAGGCUUUAAAUCCAGCCAUGUUGCUACCUGAUGAUGACUCAGAGGCCCCACGCCACGAUUGCUUGGAAACUGUGAGUACUCUUACGGGACUGAGGGGGGGACUUAAGAGAUCAACCUCUGUCAAAGGUGGAUUUCGAGCUGUUCUCUGAUGGCAGCAGUUUUGUCAAAGAUGGGAUCAGAUACGCAGGUGCAGCUGUAGUGACUCAGGACCAGGUUCUCUGGGCCCAAGCCCUUGAGCACGACACUUCUGCCCAAAGAGCAGAGCUGCUGGCGCUAGCCCAGGCCCUCAGAUGGGCAAAGGGAAAAACGGUGAAAAUUUUCACGGAUAGCAGAUAUGCAUUCGCCACCGCCCAUGUUCAUGGAGCUCUAUAUAAGGAAAGAGGACCGUUAACAUCAGGAGGGAAGGAAAUUAAAAAAGAAAUCCUGGCCCUACUGGAAGGAAGCCUUAUGGCUUCCUAAAAAGGUGGCCAUUAUACACUGCAAGAGCCACCAAAAGGCAGACUCGCCCCGAGCGAAAGGAAACGCCUUUGCUGACGCAACGGCAAAGGCCACAGCAGAAAGAGAUGUUCUCCCGAUUAAAAUUUUGCCUCUGCUGCCUCCACGCUUUCUCUCCACGGAACCGUUUUAGACCAAAGAGGAGCUACGCCUGAUAAAAACCUUGAGGGCAGAAAGAGAUGACCAGCAUUGGUAUCACCUCGAGGAUGGACGCAUCUUCAUACCAGAAGCUAUAGGACGGACCUGGCUCCCGCAAGUCCACAGCUCCAUGCAUCUAGGGGCAACCAAGCUGUCUGAACUAGCCCAAAGAGACUAUUUUAUUCCAAACCUUAAUAAAGUCGUACCAAGCCUAGGAGACUGAUGCAAAGCCUGUGCUCAGACUAACCCAUCUCCCAAGUUUAAUUUUUCAGGACAGCGACUACGCAGACAGAUACCCAGAGAAAUAUGGGAACUUGACUUCACUGAGAUGAAACAUGGACCCUAUGGCUAUCAUUAUCUCCUCGUACUGGUGGACACCUUCUCUGGAUGGUUAGAGGCUUUCCCCACUAAAACAGAGUCCGCUCAGAUAGUGGCUAAGAAAUUACUAAAAUGAAUUGGUUCCCCGAUUUGGCGUCCCUGUUGGUUUGGGGUCAGAUAAUGGCCCGGCUUUCAUAGCCCAGAUAUCUAAAAUGUUGGCCAAAAGCUGACAAAUAAAUUGGAAAUUACAUUGUGCCUACCACCCCCAAAGUCCAGGGCAGGUAGAAAGAAUGAAUAGAACUCUAAAAGAAACCUUGACUAAAUUAAUUCCAGAAACUGGCGAAAACUGGGUAGGCCUCCUUCCUUUUGCCCUCCUCAGAGUACGCUGUAUACCUUACGUAAGAGGCAUUCCCCCCUUUGAAAUCCUAUUUGGAAGACCACCUCUCUUGCUUCCAAAACUGGGAGAUGAACAAUGGGCGGAAAUCUCAAACCAACAUCUCCUUAAGUCCUUGCAGGCUCUACAAAGUACAUUUCCAGCCAUCCGUAACCUAGUAAAAGAAAGCCGGAAGGAACCGCCCUCUGCAGUCGAACCAUCAGACCAAGGACUCGGACCUGGAGAUUGGAUCUGGAUGCAACGUCACACCUCCCCAAAUUUAGAGGCACGCUGGGUUGGGCCCUAUCCGAUCAUCCUGUCCACCCCAUCCGCUGUGAAAGUUGCCGGCCGGAGCCACUGGGUCCAUCGCUCUCAAAUUAAAGCGGCACACCCCGACCACAUUCCUCUACAGUGGACUGUCAAACGGACCGAAAAUCCUUUGAAGGUCCGGCUGGUAAAAGAAUCCGCUGGCUGAGAACGCCACCAACACCACCCAGGAUGAGCAGCGGGAGUGGCUGAGCUGUGACCGCCAGGAAGAGAUGCUCAACCUGGGCUUCACCAUCGGCUCCUUCGUGCUCAGCGCCACGACCCUGCCGCUGGGGAUCCUCAUGGACCGCUUUGGCCCCCGGCCCACGCGGCUGGUUGGCAGUGCCAGCUUCGCCGCGUCCUGCGCCCUCAUGGCCCUGGCCUCUCGGGACACCAGAGUUCUGUCUCCGUUGAUAUUCCUGGCGCUGUCCCUGAAUGGCUUUGGUGGCAUCUGCUUAACGUUCUCUUCACUCACGCUGCCCAACAUGUUUGGGAACCUGCGGUCUACGUUCAUGGCCCUCAUGAUCGGCUCCUACGCCUCUUCUGCCAUCACGUUCCCAGGAAUCAAGCUGAUCUAUGACGCUGGCGUGUCCUUCGUGGUCAUCAUGUUCACGUGGUCGGGCCUGGCCUGCCUCAUCUUUCUGAACUGUGCCCUCAACUGGCCCAGUGAAGCCUUUCCUGCUCCCGAGGAAGUCAACUACACGAAGAAGAUCAAGCUCAGCGGACUGGCCCUCGAUCACAAGGUGACAGGUGACCGCUUCUACACCCAUGUGACCAUUGUGGGCCAGCGGCUGAGCCAGAAGGCCCCCAGCCUGGAGGACGGGGCUGAAGUCUUCAUCUCAUCCCAGGAUGUUCGUGGCAUCUCAGAAAGCCCUCCUGAGAAGUCUGUCCCCUUCCGCCAGAGCCUCUGUUCCCCCAUUUUCCUGUGGAGCCUUCUCACCAUGGGCAUGACCCAGCUGAGGGUCAUCUUCUACAUGGCCGCCAUGAACAAGAUGCUGGAGUACCUCGUGACUGGUGGUCAGGAGCAUGAGACGGACAUCCUGAGAAAAAGGGCGGCAGAGACAGUUGGGUUCUACUCCUCCAUCUUUGGGGCCAUGCAGCUGUUGUGCCUUCUGACCUGCCCCCUCAUUGGCUACAUCAUGGACUGGCGGAUCAAGGACUGUGUGGACGCCCCCACUGAGGGCAGUGCCCUCGGAAACGCCAGGGAUGGGGUCGCCACCAGGUCGGCCAGACCGCGCCACCGCAAGAUCCAGAAGAUCACCAAUGCCAUCAACGCCUUCACCCUGACCAACUUUCUGCUGGUGGGGUUUGGUGUCACCUGCCUCGUCAAUAGCUUACACCUCCAGUACGUGACCUUUAUCCUGCACACCGUGGUUCGAGGUUUCUUCCACUCAGCCUGUGGGAGCCUCUACGCUGCAGUGUUCCCGUCCAACCACUUUGGGACGCUGACGGGUCUGCAGUCCCUCAUCAGUGCUGUGUUUGCCCUGCUCCAGCAGCCGCUUUUCAUGGCCAUGGUGGGACCCUUGAAAGGAGAGCCCUUCUGGGUGAAUCUGGGCCUCCUGUUAUUCUCACUCCUGGGAUUCCUGCUGCCUUCUUACCUCUUCUACUACCGUGCCCAGCUCCAGAGGGAGUACGCCACCGACUGGGAGGGCCCAAAGAAGGUGCUUGGAAGCUCCGAGGUGACUGCCUAGACCCCUGCAGCCAAGGGACCCGGAUGACAGGCCAAGGCCUGAGCUACCAAAGGGAAUGCCUUGCCGGAGUCCGGCUCCAGCAGGUCCAGGGGUUCCCGAAGGAUGAAUGGCGUUGGCGAAAAAGUGAAAAUAAAACAAAACUAGAAUAAAAAACUAAAAUAAAAACGGACACAGACAACAGCAGUGUGUUGAACUGGCCGAUUUAUUGUAGCAGACGUGGCACGAUAUGUGCUAGUGAUUUCCUUGGAGCAUUCGUCAUCUA